Epinephelus fuscoguttatus (brown-marbled grouper) is the source of this 3806-nucleotide messenger RNA. RefSeq names its product NLR family, CARD domain containing 3-like (gene nlrc3l). The transcript has 12 exons. NCBI's taxonomy places the organism in Eukaryota, Metazoa, Chordata, Actinopteri, Perciformes, Serranidae. The record is from RefSeq and is a predicted model, not a curated record. The coding region runs from base 369 to 2726 and encodes 785 amino acids.
ACACGCACCGACUAGAAACUGAAAGUUACAGUGAACACAACGACGCGGAAAUGCACUAAAGUAGUUGGCCGGUGAUAUAAUGUUAGAGUUUAUAAACUAUUUUGUCCGGGAAUACGAUCUUAGAGUUUAUAGAUUCCUUUGUCCGUGUUGGUAAUUUGCUGUGAAACGUUUAUUUCUAAAGCGUCCGUGUGUUCAUAAACACACCAUGUUAUGCUAAGUCUUGAUGUUAGCAACGGUAGCCGUUACCUUAAAGUAGCGUUAGCAUGGUUGCUUCAUCUUUUGGAUGUAAAGUUAUUACGAUAAAUAGGAUUCAGUCUACGUAAAAUAAUUCACCAGCUGCGGUGUGAGAGUCUGCUACCAGCAGAGACAUGGAUCUGGACACCGAAGUUGAAAGGAUCUUUAGGCUGGAGGAAGAUGAUGAUGAUGAGGAGGAGGAGAAGAAGUGUAAGAGGCCACCCUCCAGCUAUGGCUCAAUGAAGAGUGACAGUGAUGAGAUGGAGGAGGAGGAGGAAGAGGAGCAGGGAAAAGGAGCAGAGGUUGUUGAGGCCUUCACUGCCCCAUUUCCUGUGGCCCUACCUGAAUCGACUACUGAGGAGGCGACCGGGUUGCAGAUGGUUCGCUCAGAGUCUCCAGAGACCCUCUACACCAUGACCACACAGCAGACCAAACCACCGGGAGCUCUUGUCAUUGACACCAGGUCUUCAGAUCUGGGGGAUUUUUCGGACAACGAUGAGGAAGAUGCAGAUGAAGUUUUGGUAGCUGAUUCCCCAGAACCACCUGAGCCUGUUGAACCAGAUGAUGCAGUGCAGACUGAUGAGAAUAGCCAGCCAGGCAGACUACACCCAGAGCAGGACCUGCCCCAUAUUUUCAAGAGUAUGCAGAGUGUUUUAACACGCCUGACCAGAGAAGAGCUCUUCAAAUUUAAGAUGUGGUAUUAUCAACGGGAAACAGGCAUAACCCUGCAACAGGUGAUGGAGGGAGACAUUCUUGAUUUUGUGGAUAAGACCCUGGAGGUACUUGGUCAGGACCGGUCUCUGUUGCACACAAUAACCACCCUAGAAAAUAUCAACAAGAAAGCAGAGGCAGCCGAACUAAAGGAUAUGUGCAGUAGAGUGUUGAUCCGUUUUCACCUGAUGCAGGAAUUGAUCAGAAAAUACGAAGUCAUCCGUGAGGGGGUCGUUCAAGCCGGAAAGCAGAGUCUUCUAAAUACCAUCUACGUUGAGCCCCAGAUUUCCACCUGUGGUUGUGGAGGCGUUUACCCCUCCCAUGAGUACCGACCCCACCCUCCUACACCUCUCCAGGUUCCCAGUGCCGACACCUUUGUGAGUUUGAACAAUCUGUUCCGACUACAGACGAGUGAUGGCAAGCUGGUGAGGACAGUUGUGACCACUGGGAUUCCAGGAAUUGGCAUGUCUGUCUCUGUGGCAAAAUUCUGCGUGGAUUGGGCAAGAUAUCGCGCCAAUAAGGAUCUGCACUUCAUCAUCAAAGUCUCAUGCCGAUGUUUCUGGUACCUGCGAAGCUAUGGCGCUCUUUCAGAGAAGAUGUCCAUCAUGGACGUGAUAGAAUACUAUUACCCUGAGUGCAAAGACAUGAAAUACCUGGAGCAAGAGGACUGUAGAUUUCUAUUCAUACUGGACUCAAUGGAUUGUUACCAAGCUCCUCUGGACUGGGAGAAUGCCCCAGUAAUAAAUGACAAUUACACCAAAGCACAUCCCGACGUCCUGAUUGUAAAUAUCAUCCGAGGCACUGUGCUUCGUGGUGCCCGCGUCUGGAUCCUGGGGAGACGGGGGGCUGUCUCACAAAUACCAUCUCAAUUUGUUGACAUCGUCACAGAAGUGCAGGGCUUUAGUGAUGAGAUGAAGGAUCAAUUCCUGACCAAGCGCUAUAGCGAUGCAGCGCUGGCAGCGAAAAUCGUGGCCCAUUACAAGCGACUACCGACACUCCAUAUGCUUGCCCGACAACCCUUUGUCUGCUGGAUGUUGGCCACAGUUUUCGAGCGCUGCUUCCGUUAUCAGGCCUAUGGGGAGCACCCCCCCAGGCUGACGCCCUUCUACGUCAGCAUUAUGAUCAUCCAGACCAAUCGCAGGCUGGGGUUCUACUAUGGCAAGCAGGAUCAUGACCUGAAAUGGUCCGGUGAUGAGAGACACCUGCUGACAAAGAUGGGGAAGAUGGCCUUUAAAAUGCUGGAGAGGAAUACCAGCGUGUUCUUUGAAGAGGACGUGAAGGAAUACGGUCUGAAAUUGACUGAGGUGACGGUGUUCUCAGGCAUGUGCACUGAGCUCCCUGCUGCUGCCUCGGACGAAAAGAGGAAGUUCUGCUUUAUACACUUCACCUUUCAGGAGUUCAUGGCCGCUCUGUACGUCUUCACGAUGUUUCGCACAGAGUCCAAGAACGUUCUGGACUCUGCACUGGUGCACAAGCCCAAGAUCUUCACACCCAAGGAUCAGACCAAGUCAGCAGCAGGCCUGGUCCAGUGUGCCGUGGCACGAACCCUCGGCUCCCCGCUGGGCCACUAUGACAUGUUCCUGCGCUUUCUGUGCGGCAUGCUUUCCCGGGACUGCCACGACAAUCAGCUCCGUGGGCUACUCUACAGCCACAGCACACCCAAGGUGGCCGGUCUGGAUGACGUGCAGCGCCUGCUGGAGCAGACGAUACAGACUGCUAAAGAAGACCGUGUGGAAAACUUGAAGGAGUGCCUCAGAGAAAUGACCCAGGAAGAUGAGUGAGUCUGGGAUAGAUUGCUUCAGAUAAAUCAGUGACUUUAUAUGGACAUGAUUGGUCAAAGAGAAGUACAGUCUGCUCUGUUAUAUUUGGUCAUAGAAAUCAUGAGUGAUCACAGUGUGUGUGAUGUUUAUUUAUAUUGUUAAUCAUAUCACUUUUAUUACUAGUCUUUCCAUGAUGAUUUAAUUUCAUUUAAUUGAAAAAAAAAAUCUCUCAUUUAGCAGUUAUUACCACACAUUUCUUCUCUUCCAUUAUCCCUCUGGCUACUCUCUACUCAUGAAACAGGAUUGAGGAAAGUGGGUACAGACUGAUAACUUUGUAAAAAAAAAAAAGAAAAAAGAAAAUACCAACUGGUUUUCUACUUGUGCUAUGUGUCACUGUUUUUUCUCAAUAAAACGUUUUCGGAAAAAUAAAGUAAUGUUACUGUCAUAUCAGUAAAGUUAAAAUGUUUUCUAGGAAUUCAAGUACAGUUCAUGCAAUACUACAUCAUGAUUAUCCACCUUACAAUGAGCACUAAUGAAAAUAUUUUUUACAAUGGAUACUUCUUCAUCCAUUAGUAAUUUUUGAUUCAGAUAUGUUGAGACUUCAAUACUUGUGACAAAAGAAGAAUUGAACCAUUGAGAGAUUUGUGAAAUGUGAGAAGUGAGAGGAAUCUGACUUUGUUGAUUGACAGUAAACCUCAUGAAUGAGGUCAUGACAUCACCUGAGUGCAAACACACCAACUUGAGCACAGAUGGUGAAGGCAUACACCAUCAUUUUUAGCUCCUAACUAGGGUAACAACAAAAUAUGAUUAACAAUGAUUAUGUGUUUCUUGAUUCUGAUUAUACACUGAUUAUUGAUACAUUCAGUUGAGUAAAAUAUGAGUAAAUAUUUCCCACAGAAAGCAAAUCAGUCAGUUAUUAGAAAGUCAGUACAAGUGCAAUGAACAGUGAAUGCAAAAAUCAGUAGUCCACAACACCAAUAUUCAUUCAAACAUAAUAUCAAGAAGAAUAGUGGAGUGACUCUUGUAGUUUCCAGAGCCCCAUGCAGUCGUCAUGAUGGAUCUACAGGACAUGAACGAGACAGAACAUACAGUGAGAAGAAC